Molecule: messenger RNA, 816 nt
Organism: Fusarium sp. VM40
Lineage: Eukaryota; Fungi; Ascomycota; Sordariomycetes; Hypocreales; Nectriaceae
Source: the annotation of a GenBank genome assembly
AUGGCAGAACCAUUCUGGGGUCCUCAGACCUCGUAUUUAAAUUUUUGUGAAGAGGACUAUGUUGUGACGAGAUACGUUGCCGAGUUUAUCAACACUUUUAGUAGUCUUACUUAUGUGGCAUUUGGACUCUAUGGCUUGUUGACAUCGCCCAAAUUCCCGACGGGGCCCCGCUUAGCUUCAUACUGUGGACUCAUGGGCGUUGGCUUCUGUUCUGCUGGAUAUCAUAUGACGCUCAAAUACCACACGCAGAUGUCUGAUGAGCUGUCGAUGCAUCUACUCACAACACCCCUUAUUUACCGUCUACUCACCUUCAACGCAAGUCCCCAAAAGACCAGGAUUGUGGGAACUGUUCUCACAAUCCUCUUCACUGUCGUUAUGGUCACUCAUAUGGUCAUGGACGAGUUCAUCUUACAUGCCACCACCUUUGGCUUGGGUGUUUACAUCAUUGCUACUCGUGUGCUUAGAAUCAUCCCGGAGCAAGUCAAAGACCCCGUGAUCAGAAAGAAUCUCCAGAAUGUCGCUGUCCUCGGACUUUACUCUUUUGGCUUCGGGUAUAUGGUCUGGCUGAUCGACGAAUUCGCUUGUCGCUACUUGACUAGUGCCAGACACACAGUUGGUCUGCCCCUGGCAUUCUUGCUAGAACUUCACGGAUGGUGGCAUGUUUUUACCGCAAUCGGAGGUUAUACCGCCGUUGCAGUCAUUGACUUGGUGACCUCGGGUGAAGUGACUGAAGACCCUGUGCCCGGCUUCGCUUGGCCAGUUCCUCUCGCAGCAAGACUCAUGUCUAAACGGGCCAGCUCAAUGAAGCAAAGUUGA